AUAAAUCCAAGUGGUACCCCUGCAUUUCCCCUUAGGUCUCUCUUUCUCUCUCUCUGCUCUAACUGCUUCUCUCUCCUCCUCUCUCUUUCUCUCUCUAUUCUCUUCCUUCACUGGGCUUGAGUUUUGCAUUUGCUGUGAUAAGAUGGGAAGGCAACCUUGCUGUGACAAAGUGGGGUUGAAGAAGGGACCAUGGACAAGUGAGGAGGACAAGAAGCUCAUCAACUUCAUUCUCACCAAUGGCCAAUGCUGCUGGAGAGCUGUUCCUAAACUUGCAGGGUUGUUAAGGUGUGGAAAGAGUUGCAGGCUUAGAUGGACCAAUUAUCUUAGACCUGAUUUAAAGAGGGGUUUGUUAUCAGAAUCUGAGGAACAGAUAGUCAUUGAUCUUCAUGCUGCUCUUGGAAACAGAUGGUCCAAAAUAGCUGCUCAUCUCCCUGGAAGGACUGAUAAUGAGAUAAAGAAUCACUGGAACACCCACAUCAAGAAGAAGCUAAAGAAGAUGGGAAUUGAUCCUGUUACUCACAAGCCAAUCUCUACUUCGACUGAUCAAGAACCACCACCACCACAACUGCAACAAGAAUCUGUUGUUCCAUCCCAUUCAGAAGCAGACCAGAACAAGGGAAAUGAGACAUUUUUAGAGUCAGCCAUUAUUGAGAUAAAAGAAGAAGAAAAGAGAAUUAUGAGCAUUACAAGCCCAUUCAGUUCUACAGACAACAGUGAUAGCUUUUGCACAGAUGAAGUCCCUCUGAUUGAACCCCAUGAGAUUCUAAUCCCUUCUGGACCUUCUUCAUCAACUUCUACUUCAUCCUUUUCUUCCUCAUCUGGGAUGCCUGAAGAAAUGCAGUUCUCAAGCUUGGAGUGGCCUGAAUAUUACAACAACAUAUCAAUUUGGGAUGAUUUUAAUUUCUGGGAUUUGCUUUGUGAAGAUGGUGACAAGAUACUAGCAGUUGAUCCUUCUCUCAAUCAGUUCUCAAGACUAGUUUUUGAUCACGAACCUUGGAAAUUUGGGCUCUUGUAAUUAUUUUUCUUCAGAGGUUCUGUUCAUUAUGUGAAUUUAGAGAAUAAAAUUUUAGAAUUUGUGAACAAAUAAGAAUACCCACCAAAUAUUUUCUCUUCCAUU
This is a messenger RNA of Macadamia integrifolia, 1117 nucleotides long. Its product is annotated as transcription factor MYB20-like. The transcript has 3 exons. The coding region runs from base 143 to 1015 and encodes 290 amino acids. The record is from RefSeq and is a predicted model, not a curated record. NCBI's taxonomy places the organism in Eukaryota, Viridiplantae, Streptophyta, Magnoliopsida, Proteales, Proteaceae.